Messenger RNA from Osmia bicornis bicornis, 899 nucleotides. RefSeq names its product protein FAM136A-like. Gene Ontology annotation, cellular component: cytoplasm. NCBI's taxonomy places the organism in Eukaryota, Metazoa, Arthropoda, Insecta, Hymenoptera, Megachilidae. The transcript has 3 exons. Bases 84 to 509 code for a protein of 141 amino acids. The record is from RefSeq and is a predicted model, not a curated record.
UGGUAAGUAAGAUAUUGAAGAGUAAAUAAUUGCGUGAGAAGCCGGGUAUUUAAUUAAUAAGUUUAAAAAGAUCUAAAUACAAAAUGCUUGAUGAACAACAACAACGAUACAAAGAUCAGACAAGUAAAGUAGUCGAAGAAAUUAAUAAACCAAUAAGAAAAAUGCAGGGUGAUGCAUAUAGAUGUGCAGCGAAUUGUUGUGAUAAUGAAAAGUAUAGCAUGCAACAUUUACAGGACUGUGUAGAAAAUUGCACAGAUUCAUGGGAUAGAGCACAAAAAUACGUUGGUGGAGAACUUGAAAGGGUGCAGAAUCGAUUACAAAGAUGUUUUAUGGAUUGCUAUGAUAAAAUAAAAGAUCAAGUUGGACCAAAUCCAUCACAGCGUGAUAUGGAUAUAUAUAAAGAUCAAAUGGAUAAAUGUUCAACAAAAUGCCUAGAUAAUUAUUGUGAAAUGUUACCUACUUUAGAAAAAAGAAUAAAAGAAGUUCUAGCUGAAAGAAAGUAUGAAUAGGAAUAUUAAUAAAAUUAAUAAUUCAAUAAUGUACAGUUAUCAGAUUUAUUGAAACCAACUUGCCAAUAGAAGUGUACUGCCACUAAGUAUGCAUUUGCAUUUUUUCUCAAGUGCAACCACUAGAUUCUUUUUACGCAAAUGAGAUCUUCUUAUCACGUGUACAUAAUUCUUCUUAUCUGUAUAUAAAAAUUCUAAAAUAUUAUUGUACUGGUGCACAAAAGAAUUUGUAUGAUGAAAAGAUGAUCCUUAUUAUGAUAUUUAAUUUUCUCUAUCAGUUUUGGGAACUUUUACAUACAACAAAGCUAUAGUUUGUUCCAGUUCCUAAAAUCAACUUGUAUAUACAAUAAACAAUUGAUUGUAUCAUAAGAAAUAAUAUAUAUUUGAACAAUG